AUGAGCCAGAACAAAAUGAACGUACUUCAUUGGCACAUUGUCGACACCGAAUCUUUCCCUUAUACUUCAGCCAAGUUUCCUAAUAUGUCGUUGUUGGGCGCCUACACUCCAGCUCACAUCUAUUCUAUAGCUGAUAUUAAGAAAAUCAUAGAAUAUGCAAGACUUCGCGGAAUCCGAGUUAUUCCAGAAUUCGACUCACCAGGUAGGCGAACGCAGUAUACAGCCGUAUUCUCCGCAGUCGACUUGGUGAUCUUUAUUAAAAUUUGGAAAAACAAGAUUGUUUUUAAAACCGGCGCGCACAGCCCCGUCAAAACAUUUGAGCUCACCAUUUCUUUGGUGUAA
This is a messenger RNA of Cooperia oncophora, 342 nucleotides long. NCBI's taxonomy places the organism in Eukaryota, Metazoa, Nematoda, Chromadorea, Rhabditida, Trichostrongylidae. The record is from the annotation of a GenBank genome assembly.